Hippocampus comes (tiger tail seahorse) is the source of this 1700-nucleotide messenger RNA. RefSeq names its product gastrula zinc finger protein XlCGF17.1-like. The record is from RefSeq and is a predicted model, not a curated record. NCBI's taxonomy places the organism in Eukaryota, Metazoa, Chordata, Actinopteri, Syngnathiformes, Syngnathidae. Gene Ontology annotation, biological process: regulation of gene expression. Gene Ontology annotation, cellular component: nucleus. The transcript has 2 exons. Bases 483 to 1589 code for a protein of 368 amino acids.
UUUUUUUCGUCAGUGGUGCAAUAAUGAUAAUAAUAAUGACAAUUAAAAAAAAUACUCACAACAUUCAUAAUACAACUCUGAUCUCAGCCGAAUGGAUUUAUCCGUUCCGAGAGACACGGUUCAUUUUAUAGCUCUGUGUAGUAGUGGCAAUAAGUCAUUUUGCUAGUUUGUCCUAGUGGAUUUGCCGUACAACAUAUAUACUGCAGAUGAACUUAAAUGUCGGAUUUGUUUCUGUCAACAAAGGUGCUUUCACAAUUAGUAAUUAUCUGCACUGAACGUGUUGAGGCGACGACACUUAACUGGUUUAAAACGUCAUUCACUGAUCGUCGUGUUCCGCUAAACUCUUCUCAGAGCACGUAGAGUUUUAUCCGGCGAGCUCAGCGUACUUUAGCGUGCUAGCCGCAGACAAAGAGAUGCGUUUGUUGUCAAUACAUCGCUAAGCAGAGAUCAAGCGUCAUCACGUGCUGUGAUUUUGCUCGGAAAUGUGUGCGAGGAGUGUGAAAGAAGAGUAUGAGGGGGAACUUGGAACAAGAGCGGAGAACGGGCGUCAACGUCAAGUCGGUGAUUCUCGAGUUGUGUUACACACAGCAGAUAUAAGCAAAGAUCUUCAUCCUGAGCAGGACCCAGAGGUCCCCCAUGCGAAAGAGGAAGAGGAGCCCAAGACACCCGACAUUAAAGAUGAAGAAGAGGAGGCUGAUAUCACCAAGUUUCCGUUGACUGUCAUUGUGAAGACUGAAGAUGAUCAUGAUGGAGAGGAUGACGAACAAGGUAAAGAAUGUGGAGGACCACAAGCAGCCAGCCUUUUGGCUCCGCUUUCAGAUAGUGAUGACAUAACGUCACACUCUUCUGACACUGACGAAGAUGAAGAUUCUGAAGGUGACAUCACAUGUCACGCUGGCAACAAACGUGUGAAAUGUUCUCACUCUCAGUGUGACAAAACAUUUGGCAAAAAGUCAUCGUUAGACAGACACAUGCGAACUGAAAAAAAAGCUCUUGCCUGCUCGGUCUGCGACAUAAGUUUCAUUGAACGCUCAGAGUCCGUGAUACAUAUGAAAUCACAUACUGGUGAAAAACUGUUUGAAUGCUCAAUUUGUGGGAACAGGUUUUCUCUCAAGGGACAUUUAAAUGCACACACGCGAAUACACACCGGAGAGAAACCUUUUGCCUGCUUGGUUUGUGGUAAAAAAUUCACUGAGAAGGGACAAUUGGGAACACAUGCAAGAACGCACACUGGAGAGAAACCUUUUGCCUGCUCAGUUUGUAGUAAAAGAUUCACACAGAAGGGACAUUUAGAGACCCACACAAGAACCCACACUGGAGAGAAGCCUUUUGCAUGCUCAGUCUGCACCUUAACUUUCAGUGACGGUUCAGUCUUGGUUCGACACAUGAGAACACACACUGGGGAGAAGCAAUUUUCAUGCUCAAUUUGUGGUAAAAGAUUCACUCAAAGGUCAUAUUUGACAACACACACGAGAACACACACUGGAGAGAAACCGUUCAGUUGCAAUAUCUGUGAUAAAAGAUUCCAUGUGAAGCUUCAGCUGACAAGACACAAAUGUGCUGGUGAGAAGAGCAGCAUGAAAUUGUGAAGAGAUUGUCUCUGUGGUGUGCACAUCAAGUUCUGCAAUCCUUGAGAGAGUUCCAGUCAAGACGUAGUGCUGCCUUUGUCAAACAAGGCUUGAGCUCCUUUCAGCAGAAGU